CCAACGCAAGAGGAACGACAGAGACUCGCGCUUCGUUAACUGGACCAUAGGCGGCUCGAGGAGCACAGAACCACAGCAGAAUGGAGGACGAUGAGAAAAUGGACAUUAUGCGCAAGGCAUUCCAGAUGUUCGAUACCCAAAAGUCGGGCUUCAUCGAGACGCUGCGUCUGAAGACCAUUCUCAACAGCAUGGGCCAGAUGUUCGAGGAGAGCGAACUGCAGGACCUGAUCGAUGAGAACGAUCCCGAGGAUACGGGCAAGGUGAACUUUGACGGCUUCUGCAACAUUGCCGCCCACUUCCUCGAGGAGGAGGACGCCGAGGCCAUACAAAAGGAGCUGAAGGAGGCGUUCCGCUUGUACGAUCGCGAAGGCAACGGUUACAUAACCACCUCCACACUCAAGGAGAUCUUGGCCGCGCUCGACGACAAGCUGUCGUCCAGCGAUCUGGACGGCAUCAUUGCCGAGAUCGACACGGACGGUUCGGGCACGGUGGACUUCGAUGAGUUCAUGGAGAUGAUGACGGGCGACUAGGUGGAAGUGUAUUGCGUAGCCUUUAGUUGCUUUAGAAAAAAUGCUUCUAUCGGAGACAGACUCGAUUGCUUUUAAUAAUAUUCUCAUUUAUUAUUUUUAAAUAAAUUAACUAAACGCUUUAAAUCAAAA
This is a messenger RNA of Scaptodrosophila lebanonensis, 659 nucleotides long. RefSeq names its product troponin C (gene TpnC25D). The transcript is spliced from 3 exons. Gene Ontology annotation, molecular function: enzyme regulator activity; calcium ion binding. The record is from RefSeq and is a predicted model, not a curated record. Bases 81 to 530 code for a protein of 149 amino acids. NCBI's taxonomy places the organism in Eukaryota, Metazoa, Arthropoda, Insecta, Diptera, Drosophilidae.